GUAGGUUGUGUGUGUGUGUGUCGGUUGUGGUGUGUUCUGUUCCUAUAUUUGGACAAUUGGUAACUUUUGACAGCCACGCUAACAGUCCAGCAGGCUGAUGGUAAACUGGCCUAAGCCUUUAUCUCACUCUGACUGCCGUUUUGACUAUCUGUGAAUUGGAUACUAUUCUGUUCUGUGGGGACUUUCCCUUCUUUUUAAUGUUGACAGCAACAAUUCUUGACACUGCAGUCUUAUUUUUUUUGCAAAGCAAUGCUUCUGCCCGGUUGGAGUAUGACAGGAACAGAAGGUGUUUGUAGUGUAGAAAUCGUUUGAUGGUAAUUUGUUCAUUUGUAUGAGUGUUUUUUCCUUUGGACAGUUUCUUGUCAAACAAGCACAACAGACAAAUCAUGACUGAAAGUUACUGAGAGAACAGGUGUAGAAACCACGCCUUCUAAACUACAUUUUUCUCCCAUUAGACCUGGUGUCGCUGUUCGACCUGGAGAAUGACCUCCCAGACGAGCUGAUCCCCAACGGGGACCUGGGUGGCCUGAUGGGCAUGCCCUCCAACGGUGCCCCUGGUGGGGGGGGAGGAGUGCCUGGAGGAGGUCCCCGGGGCCUGGGCUCCAUGGUCCCUGAUGCUGCCGCCAAACACAAGCAGCUGUCUGAGCUCCUGAGAGCGGGCGGUGCUGGGUCCGGUGGCAUGGGCCCCAUGAUGGGGAAAGUCCCCAUGGGCCAGGGCUCGCCCAACCAAGCCCAGAAAGGAAGCCCCGCCAGUGGACAACAAGGCAACGGCUCCAUGGCGGGCUUCAACCAGGCUAUGAUGAACAGCCAUGGACACGGGAUGCCGGGCCAGGUGAUGAACGGGGCCCUGGGGCCGGCAGGACGGGGCAGGCUGGGGCUGCAGCAGUACCAGGUCCAGGCCAUGCAGGGUGCUGCCGGGGGCGUGGGGCCGGGAGGCAGCAGUGUGCUGGCUGAGACUCUGGCUCAGGGAGGAGGACAGAUGGGAGCUCACAACGCCAUGAACGCCCAGCAGGCUAGCAACAUGAAUAAGAUGGGUAUGGCUGGCAGUCCUUUUGGGCAGCAGUACGGUCAAGGCGGGGCCCAGCAGCAGAUGGGGGUGAACGCCCAGCAGCAGCUCCGGAACAAGGCAGCCCUUGCCAACAGCCUGCCCCCCUUCCCCAGUGACCUGAAAGGGGCCAACAGCCUGCCCCCCUUCCCCAGUGACCUGAAAGGGGCCAGCAGCAUGCCAAACCUGGCCCAGAUGCAGCAGGUAUCCUCCAUGGUCCCUGGCGGUGGGGUGUCUGCAGCGACGGCGAGCCACACGGCCGACCCAGAGAAGCGCAAGCUCAUCCAGCAACAGCUGGUCCUGCUGCUCCACGCCCACAAGUGCCAGCGGCGGGAGCAGGCCAAUGGGGAGGUGCGGGCCUGCGCCCUGCCACACUGCCGCACCAUGAAGAACGUCCUCAACCACAUGACCCACUGCCAGGCCGGCAAGUCCUGCCAGGUGGCUCACUGUGCGUCGUCCAGACAGAUAAUUUCUCACUGGAAGAACUGCACGCGGCAUGACUGUCCCGUCUGCCUGCCGCUGAAGAACGCCAGCGACAAAAGGAACCAGCAGCCCAUGCUGGGUUCGCCCGGCGCCAGCCUGCAGAGUGCCAUCAAUGCCACGGUGGGCACAGGCCCUCCCGGCAGCUCCCCGGGUUCCUCCAUGAACAGUGGUGGGGUCAGCAGCGGGCACAUCGACCCCAGUUCCAUGCAGCGGGCCUACGCUGCCCUGGGCCUGCCCUAUGGUAACCAGUCCCCUGCUCAGGGACAGGGAGGACCUGGAGGACAGAACACAGCCCAGGGAGGGCAGCAGCUACGCUCCAUCAAUGCACUAGGCACUAACAUGAACAUGGCCGGAGGAGGGGUGGGCGUGCCCUCAGAGACCGGCAUGCUCUCGGACUCAUCGCUCCCCUCGUCGCUCAACAA
Molecule: messenger RNA, 1950 nt
Organism: Oncorhynchus kisutch (coho salmon)
Lineage: Eukaryota; Metazoa; Chordata; Actinopteri; Salmoniformes; Salmonidae
Product: CREB-binding protein
Biological process (GO): positive regulation of transcription by RNA polymerase II
Cellular component (GO): transcription regulator complex; histone acetyltransferase complex
Molecular function (GO): histone acetyltransferase activity; chromatin DNA binding; transcription coactivator activity
Source: RefSeq, a predicted model, not a curated record